CCUUCUCUCUCUCUCUGAUCUUUCUUUCCACUUCCUCUCAAUAACAAUGACCUUUCACCCACAUUUAACAGUUACACUUCACCAGUUAAAACCUAUAUAUAAACAAAUAAAACCCCUUCUAAAUAUAUUACCUUCUUUUCUUCUUUCUCUCUGCUUAAAAGACUCUUUCAAUAAGACCCUUUCAACACAUCUAUCUGUCUUUACUUCCAUCUAUAUAAACUUAGAUCUAUGGUUUUUCCUCUACUCUAAUUAACCCUAAACAAUACUAUAUCUUUACCUUACCUCUUCUAACAAAACCCCAAAUGGGUUGUUUGGUUCUUCCUUGCUACGUCAUGAAGAGACGACGACGCCGGAGAUCAACCCAACCCCACCUCGGCUACCACCGUCUCAACAAAUCCAACUUCGGCCGCAACGAAUAUAUUGGAGAUCAUGCAGAGAGUAGUCUAGUGAAGGUUGUGGCGGGAAAAGAGAGGAGAGAAUUCUUAGUAGACCCUUUUGUGUUGGAAGAAAAUCCGUUUCGGAUCUUGAUCGAAAAAGGAGGAGAUGACGAUGAAGAUGAAGAUGGAGAUGGAAAAAGGAAAAGGGUUAUAUUUGUUGAUGUUGAUGCUAUUUUGUUUGAGCAUUUGCUAUGGCUAAUGUAUAACGAUUGUUCUUCUUUGUUUAAGCUAAAUGUAGAGGAAAUUCUUGACUUUUAUGCUCAAGAUUUUUAGAGGCGAUAAGAGAGAGAUAUAUAGAAUUAAUUCAGUCAAUACACACACACACAUAUGUAUUCGCAAUAAUUGUUAAAGUUUAUGUAAAAGGUACUGUUCCUGUGAUGGAAUGAACAAAAUAAGAUACUAAUUAUUCAAGUAUUAGACUUCGUUUCACCAAAGGCUAA
Molecule: messenger RNA, 877 nt
Organism: Cucumis sativus (cucumber)
Lineage: Eukaryota; Viridiplantae; Streptophyta; Magnoliopsida; Cucurbitales; Cucurbitaceae
Product: auxin-responsive protein SAUR78
Exons: 1
Coding region: 303-710 (135 amino acids)
Source: RefSeq, a predicted model, not a curated record